Molecule: messenger RNA, 1198 nt
Organism: Tarenaya hassleriana
Lineage: Eukaryota; Viridiplantae; Streptophyta; Magnoliopsida; Brassicales; Cleomaceae
Product: probable mediator of RNA polymerase II transcription subunit 36b
Exons: 7
Coding region: 91-1011 (306 amino acids)
Biological process (GO): box C/D sno(s)RNA 3'-end processing; rRNA methylation
Cellular component (GO): box C/D methylation guide snoRNP complex; nucleolus; small-subunit processome
Molecular function (GO): RNA binding; rRNA methyltransferase activity; histone H2AQ104 methyltransferase activity
Source: RefSeq, a predicted model, not a curated record
CUGGCACAGCAGUAUCGCCACUUUCGCUCUCCAUUCGCCGUUCAUUUCCCUCGUCCUUUAUCGUCCCAGUUGCUCCAAGGUCCGGCGAAGAUGAGGCCUCCACAAAGAGGGCGCGGCGGAGGUGGGUUUAGGGGUGGACGUGGCGGCGGCGGAGGUAGAGGCGGAGGCCGAGGCGGAGGUGGUGGACGUGGCGGCGGAAGCGCCAUGAGAGGACGUGGCGGUGGACGUGGCGGUGGGAGAGGCCGUGGAGGAGGAAGAGGAGGAGGGAUGAAGGGAGGAAGCAAAGUGAUUGUUGAGCCACACAGACAUGAAGGAGUGUUCAUUGCUAAGGGUAAAGAAGAUGCCCUUGUGACAAAAAACUUGGUUCCUGGUGAAGCAGUCUACAACGAGAAGAGGAUUUCUGUUCAGAAUGAAGAUGGAACCAAGGUUGAGUACAGAGUCUGGAACCCGUUUCGUUCUAAGUUGGCUGCUGCCAUUCUUGGUGGUGUUGAUAACAUAUGGAUUAAACCAGGUGCCAAAGUUCUUUACCUUGGUGCUGCUUCUGGAACCACAGUCUCUCAUGUCUCUGAUCUUGUUGGACCGGAGGGAAUCGUUUAUGCUGUCGAGUUCUCUCACCGAAGUGGUAGAGACUUGGUGAACAUGGCAAAGAAGCGGACUAAUGUUAUACCCAUUAUCGAAGAUGCUAGACACCCUUCUAAAUACAGGAUGCUUGUAGGCAUGGUUGAUGUGAUCUUCUCUGAUGUUGCUCAGCCUGACCAGGCUAGGAUUAUGGCCCUCAAUGCAUCAUACUUCCUCAAAGCGGGUGGUCACUUUGUGAUCUCCAUCAAGGCAAACUGUAUAGACUCGACGGUACCGGCAGAAGCAGUGUUCCAGAGUGAAGUGAAGAAGCUGCAACAAGAGCAGUUCAGGCCGGCUGAGCAGGUGACUCUCGAGCCGUUCGAGCGUGACCAUGCUUGCGUUGUCGGUGGUUACCGUAUGCCCAAGAAGCAGAAGGCUGCCACUGCUGCUUAGACCACAUCACUUGUCUUGUUCCCUUCCCUGUUUUGUCUUCUUUAGAUCCUGCCAGUGGAUUUUGCUAGAUGUUUUCUCACUUUGACAAAUUAAGCUGUGUUCCCUUUGGAUAACCCUUUUUAUUAUUAUCAUUCCAGAAGCCCCAACAGAGCUAAGAGUAAUUUAGGAAUGUAUUAUUUGCCAUUUA